GGCAGCAAGCAGCGGGGCGGGUACUCGUCGAGCGCCCACGAGAUGGCGCAGUUGGAGUCGCAGUCGGAGGAAACGGUGUCGCUGAUGAAGGACAAGAUCGGGGCGUUGCGGGAGCUGUCGGUUGCAAUGGGCACGGAGAUCAACAAGUCGAAGCGCAACCUCGUGGAGCUCGGCGAGGAUAUGGGCGUGUCGAGCGAGCGGAUCCGGUACAACAUGAACCGCAUGAGGCGGUUUGUCGAGCGCAGCGGGGUGGGCUGGAAGGUGUGGCUAGGCUUUGCCGCCGUUGUGAUGUGGUGUUUCCUGUGGGUCUGGCUC
This is a messenger RNA of Pichia membranifaciens NRRL Y-2026, 315 nucleotides long. RefSeq lists its product as hypothetical. The record is from RefSeq and is a predicted model, not a curated record. NCBI's taxonomy places the organism in Eukaryota, Fungi, Ascomycota, Pichiomycetes, Pichiales, Pichiaceae. The transcript has a single exon. The annotation marks the transcript as partial. Gene Ontology annotation, biological process: endoplasmic reticulum to Golgi vesicle-mediated transport.